CACACACACACACACACACACACACACACACACACACACACACACACACACACACACACACACACACACACACACACAUACACACAUACACCCCACCCCUCCUUCUGCCUUGCCCAGCUGGAGGAGUGGAGACUCAAACUCUUCCUCCCAUGCUCACUGACACACUGUCUCUCCCACACACACGCACAUUCUCCCUCGCACACUCUUAGGAGAGUCAGAAAGCGCAGGCACAGCCAGCAGGGACGAGAGAGAGCCACAGGAGCUGGAAGGAGGAUCAGGAGAGACCCCGAGGCACCAUGACCUCCCUCUGGGGAGACCCUUCAGGCUCUAGCCUCAGUUCCCCAGGUGCUCCCCACCCAUGGCUGGACUACUGAACCUCCUACAGACCCCCCUCAUACCCCUCCUCUAGACCUGGACCAAAGCCGGAACGAGAAGAAGGCUUGGAAACGUUUAACUGCUAACGGCAAGCCAUCAUGAGGACACCUUGAGAACUUUUUGGGUUUUUUUUUUUUUUUUUUGUUGUCUACGUUUUUUUUUUUUUUUUGGGAGCUGGGAUUAUCUCUGUCAUCGUCAUGAGUUUGAAGAGGCGGAAGGCUGGCUUGGGGUUCACCUCCUGGCAGAGGUCGUUCUCCAUCCUGGCCCCGUGGAGGAAAGGUAAAGGGGACAUGGUACUGGACAGCGAGGUAGUCCUCACCAAAAUGAAGGUCUUCCAGAACUUCAGCGAGAAGCUCCUUGUUUCGGAAGAUUCCUUCUCCAACUCCUCCUGCUCUGUGUCCGUCUGCGAGCAAGAGGCCUCGGAGCCGAACAGAACCACAGAGGAGAACUCUCGCGUCAACGAAGGCCCUGGAUCACGUUCGGAGGAGACCGCUCCCAACUACCUGUGCGCCAUAUUCUCAGACUCCCAGCUGCCCCGGCUGUACAAGUUUGAGUCGGAGGACUCGGGAGUGGAGCUCCCCAGCGGCGCCAACUCCCCAUCCACGCCGACGGGCUCGGAGCAGAGCUUCGUGGUGCACAGCCGAGAGUCUUCCUGCGACUCCUGCCACCUUAAAGCUUCAGCGCCAGUUUCCGAUGAGCGGGUAUCGUCGAGCACAACGGCUGAUUCAGAGGAGAAACAAACCAAGGACGCUGAUGGCAAGGACGUUUGCGAGGAUGUUGGUGACACCGUUGGUGACGACGUUGUUGAUGACAUUGUUGACGACGUUGUCGACGACGUUAGCAGCAAUGUUGGCGAUGACGUUGUUGACAACGUUGGCAGCAACGAUGGCGACGGCAUUGAGGACAAUGGCCAUGACGUUGAGGACAUUGGCGGUGUCCUUGAGGACACCCUCCUCCAAUCAACAAUGACAGAGGAGGGAGUUAGUUUUUGCAUGGAGCUGACGGACGUGACUGUAAUGGAGGACCCGUUGGAGGCCUGUUGUGUAGAUGUUCUUGAAAGAUCUCCAGAUUCCUUGGCUCAGGUUGUGACUUCUGAACCUCAAGUGGCGGUUGAGGAGGAGGAGGAGGAGGAGGAGGAGGAGGAGGAGGAGGAGAGGCCAAGGGAACAGCCCAAUACGGAGAUCCAAGAAGGCAAGGAGGAGGAAGAUGUGUUCCUUACGUCGACAUCAGCCCUGAGGAAGAGCAGUACGAGUGACAGCCUUGAGGACUACAUGGAUGAGUGCUGCCGACUCAGCGAGGUCCAGCAGGCUGGCUCUAACACCCCUCUAGGCUCGGGCCUGGGCUACCUGGAGCACAUCUGCCGGCUGAUCGAGAAGAUCGGUCAUCUCCAGGAGACCAACCUCCGGCUACAGAAGCAGAUCUGUGGAGUUCAGAAGACCAGCCGGGCUGCCAAGACCAGAGAGGAUUUUCUUCCAGCACACUGUACUUGUGGAGCUGCCGGGCUGGCCCAUCAGGAACCACCUAAAAGACUCCAGAGGAACGACUUCCUGUCACUGAGCGGAACCUUGUCGGACCUGUCAACUAUCCACGAGGUCACCCGCCGGCCCCCGCUCUCGGACGGAAAUGGCAGGGCCCUUGGCCCCGUGCCCCUAUGGAGGCGGGGCCAAAACCGCAGGAGCUACACCGAGGGAGAGACCCGCUUCCUCUGUGACCCAGGGGCAGAGGGAGGACCCCCUGUCCCCCAGAGACGGCUGAGUGAGAACUACACAUGGGGACGAGUCAAAGACCUUGUGAGGAGAGCCAAGCUCAGGAACUCCAGCAGCAGCCGACUGGGACUGUCACCGACGUCACUGAAGAUGUCCUGCCCCCAGCUGUACAGGCCUGAUCUGGGGCCGGUGGACCUUCCCAGGAGCAGGAACCGGAACUCCAUGAUCACCCUGGGUCAGCAGGACCAACUGGACCUUAGCUGGCUUCAGUAGGGAUGACAGAGAUAUGAUCCAGAUGGCCGCUCGUGGGAAGAGUCUGCCCCGAUGACAAUGAUGAAGAGGAGGAUGAGGAGGGACAUGGAGACGUUGAACACAAGAGAGAUUUCAAGAAAUUAAGAAAUGAAAAUGAAGAGGUGGAACUGAACAUUUCAGGAAUG
Messenger RNA from Gadus macrocephalus (Pacific cod), 2518 nucleotides. RefSeq lists its product as uncharacterized. The transcript is spliced from 9 exons. Bases 573 to 2354 code for a protein of 593 amino acids. NCBI's taxonomy places the organism in Eukaryota, Metazoa, Chordata, Actinopteri, Gadiformes, Gadidae. The record is from RefSeq and is a predicted model, not a curated record.